GUCCUCUGGGCGGGGACAGCACGGCGGCGGCCGCUCAGUGUCGCGGGAGCCGGACCGCGCAGGCCCGUCCCGGCGGCCCGGGGGGCGCCAUGUGGUUCAUGUACGUGCUAAGCUGGCUGUCGCUGUUCAUCCAGGUGGCAUUCAUCACUCUGGCCGUCGCGGCUGGACUGUACUACCUUGCAGAGCUGAUAGAAGAGUACACGGUGGCCACCAGCCGAAUCAUCAAAUACAUGAUCUGGUUCUCCACAGCAGUACUGAUUGGCCUCUACGUCUUUGAGCGUUUCCCCACCAGCAUGAUUGGCGUGGGCCUUUUCACCAACCUCGUCUACUUUGGCCUUCUCCAGACCUUCCCCUUCAUCAUGCUGACAUCACCUAACUUCAUCCUGUCAUGCGGGCUAGUGGUGGUGAAUCAUUACCUGGCAUUUCAGUUUUUUGCAGAAGAGUAUUAUCCUUUCUCAGAGGUCCUGGCCUACUUCACAUUCUGCCUGUGGAUAAUCCCGUUUGCUUUCUUCGUGUCACUUUCGGCUGGGGAGAAUGUCCUGCCCUCCACCAUGCAGCCAGGCGAUGACGUGGUCUCCAAUUACUUCACCAAAGGCAAGCGAGGCAAGCGCUUAGGCAUCCUGGUUGUCUUCUCCUUCAUCAAAGAGGCCAUCCUACCCAGUCGGCAGAAGAUAUACUGACCCUUUGGGGAGGGCAUGUGGGGGGCAAGACCAAGAGAGCCAGGCCCCUGGGACUCUGGGCUAAUUGUGCCUGGGAGCCUGGAAGGUGUCUUCUGCCAGCCCAGGUCUCCCUCCCCUCUGUUCUGAAGCCUCGUUCCCCACCCUCCUCAGGAGGCUUGAAUGCUGCCAGGGGCACCAGAGAGGGUAGCAGAGCCUGCUAUGCCAGGAGGCUAUGUCCCCAGCCCUCCCCUCCCCAGAGUUGGGUCUGGUUGGAUGGGGCAGGCAGGGAAGCUAGUAUGAAGCUGGGGAACUGACAGCAAGUUCUCAGGCAGGUGACCGUAGGGAGGAGCUGAGGGUCGGCACUUCCAGGAAAAGUGCAUUUUGCUGUUGAAAUGUGGGUCCUGUCCAAUGCUGAUUCCCUUUCGAAUAAAGAUUCUAGGUGGCACUGUUUGCCUUAACACCCCAGAAGUUCAUCUUCUUCUCUGCCUGCUAACCUUCUGCCUAGACUGGGCUAGCCUGCUCUAGGGACUCCUCUUCUGGCUCUUGCCCUUCUGGAGGGAUUCUCAUGGCCCUAAGUGGGAAGGGAACAGGGAUGAGAAUGAGUGGGCAAAGGCAGUUUUUCUGAGGCUUCUCCUCCUCUCCGUGUCUCCUUCCCCAGACUGUGAUAGUCCAGGGUGGGGGAGGGGUAGAAAGUCUGUGGCUGGGUUAGAGAUGUAGACCAUCUACAAUACCCUAUUUAUGUCUUCCUUUGAGAAAAAGGAGAGAUUUCUUGGUAAAUUCUAUAUCAGGCUCGGUGAAAAAAAAAAUAAACAUUGGCUUCUAGGCAGCCUAAGCUGCCGCUCAGAGCACACAGGCCACACUCACCUGCGCUUCCGGCUCCUGGAGGGAUGUAAGCUCUGUCUUCUAAGAAGGUGAGCCUCAUCCCGGGCACAGACCAGCAUCUGUUGACCUUGCACUCCAACUACAUACAGUGCCUUGCAGGGGCUCAGCAGUAUAUGGAAUGAAGUUCCCCUCCCUGUUGCCGAAUCUCGUACCUCACAGUGAGUCUGGCAGGUGCCCAGAUGGACAAGGCAUGGGGAAGACUCCAGUUCCUCAGCAUCUUCUUAUGCAUCCUGCAUCUCAUUGGCUCUUGCAUUUCUGUUGCAUCUUGGCCCGCUAGUCUCUGAAUUUGUUUUGCAGCUACAGGUGAGAUUGCCAGACCUGUUUUCUGCCACUUGAGUGGAUGAAGGUAUAGGACAGGGGCGGCUGCCUACCAGUGGGCUCAGGCUGGCCCAACUUGCUCUGCUCUCCACUUCUUUAUCUUUGUUCAUCCUGCCUACUGCUCAGACAGGGGCUUUCCCAAGCGAACCCAGGUCAACUCAUCACAGGUCACCGGCUGGGUCUUGGGGUCGCUGGCACAGCUGAUGGCCUGCUUCCUGGUUCACGUUUCUGAGCACUGGUGUGACUGUUGUCCCUUCACAGUUUCUGUUAUAGAGGCUUCUUUCUCACCUUGUGCACACAGGGGCUCCUUUACUGUCUUGUGGAUUGAUCUCCUCAGGAAGCCCAGCUGUGCUGGUAGCUUAAGGGAUGCUGUGGAAGAAGUCAGAGCCAAUCUUCAGUCCCAGCUACUUCCUAGCUCAAGCACAGUUCUGCUGCCUUCUGGGCACAGAGACCAUUUGAGCUUAGUGUCUGCUCUGUUUACCUGCUCUUUGCAGUGCCUCGUCCCUGGUCUCAUGAUGGCUCAGGAGCCAGGCAGAAUAUUGCUUUCUCUUUCUGCCUAAGUCUAUCUGAUCUAUUCUUGGUAUCUCUGUAUUUGAGCCACCCUACUGUCAUCUCUCACCUCAUUUUGUUUUGACAGUUUCCUAUGUUUCUUUAUCCUCUCACCAGCUGGGUUUCUUUCUGAAAUGCAUGGUUGGCCAAAUCUUUUUAGGCCCCCCAACUCUCCCCAGCUCUCCACUGCCCUCAGGAUAAAGUCCAGACUCCUUAGAAUGGUGUGUGAGGUUCCUGGGUCCCUACUGGCUUCACCACUUGUCAUGGGCUCUGGGCCCCAGCCUCCUGUACACAGAGACUAUGGCUCUAGCUGCUUUGAUACUCUUCCUUCCACUUACUUUGGUAAUUUGCCGCUUUUCUUCUUAGAUUUUAUUUCUUCCAAGGAGCUUUGAGUGUCCCCUCUCCUCCCCUAACCCCAGCUGCCACACAGAUCUCUAGGCUCACUGGCCUGCGGCGUGGUCUCCUAUGGUCUGUCUCCCCACUAGACUGGAAGCUCCUUGAGGGCAGGGAAAGCCCUUGGGUUUUUGUAUUAUCAACUACCUGAUUUUGGCGCCUGGCCCAUGGAAAGCACUCAAUAAAUGUUUUGUUUAAAGAGUGA
Messenger RNA from Mus caroli (Ryukyu mouse), 3006 nucleotides. RefSeq names its product testis expressed 261 (gene Tex261). NCBI's taxonomy places the organism in Eukaryota, Metazoa, Chordata, Mammalia, Rodentia, Muridae. Gene Ontology annotation, biological process: endoplasmic reticulum to Golgi vesicle-mediated transport. The record is from RefSeq and is a predicted model, not a curated record. Gene Ontology annotation, cellular component: COPII-coated ER to Golgi transport vesicle; endoplasmic reticulum membrane; Golgi membrane. Gene Ontology annotation, molecular function: COPII receptor activity.